Molecule: messenger RNA, 1515 nt
Organism: Chaetomium fimeti
Lineage: Eukaryota; Fungi; Ascomycota; Sordariomycetes; Sordariales; Chaetomiaceae
Product: Alpha/Beta hydrolase protein
Exons: 1
Coding region: 480-1367 (295 amino acids)
Biological process (GO): biosynthetic process
Source: RefSeq, a predicted model, not a curated record
UUGGAUGCGCGGCUCGAUUCGGGUGCCGAUGUGACAAUGCCAUCCUGCUCCGAUAAUGCCCUCCGAACCUCUCGGGAUAAUCGCGCCAUCCGCGACGCACCGCGGACAACAACAACUUCAUCACGGCCAGCGACCGCGCCAUCGCCCAUCGUAGACGUCGCUCGUCAGUAUAAAUAUUUUGGUUGUCUUUUUUUCUUCCUUAGAUAACAGCGACGGAUUAUUUUUGGGACGUUGCCUUUUUACGCCGAUCCUGCCCAACCUGUUGCGACCUUGAGAACCACAAAAUCCUGAUCACGACCAACUGCAUCAAGACCUGGAGUCCUGAACCGACAUCGGUUCUUUGGUAAUUAUAUAACCCACCCCUCCCUCGACCGCUCUCAUGCUAGACCUCUUCCUCUAACCCACAAACACAGCCAGCCACUACCUACCACCCAACACAACCCAUAGUCGGCUAUCACAGCCAUCACAACCACACCGCCAUGGGCAGCAACAGCAUGUUCGAGGACCAACCCAGCCUAAUCCAGGUCUUCGACCCGGAGGACGCCACCACCACCACCACGGGAUCAUCAUCACCAUGGAACCAGGAACACCCCAACCCAACCCGCACACCAAAAGCCCCCACCCCGCUCAUCCUCAUGCACGACGGCGGCGGCACCAUCUUCUCGUACUACUGCCUGGGCGACCUCCGCCGGACCGUGCACGGCAUCGCCAACCCGCACUACGAGACCGGGCGGGCCUGGGCGGGGGGCAUCCCCGAGAUGGCGCGCGACUACCUCGGCUUCGUCGCGUCGGUCGUCCCCACGGGCGGCGACGUCAUCCUCGGCGGCUGGUCGCUGGGCGGGCUGCUCGCGCUCGAGAUGGCGCGCCAGGCGGCCGCGGAUGGCAGCGUGCGCGUGGUGGGUUUGGUUAUGGUUGAUUCGGUGUGUCCGCUCGCGCCGGUGGGCGGGGGGCGGAACCCGCCGCUGGUGGUGCCGCAUGCCAUGCAGUGGCAUGAGCACACGCGCCCCGAGACGCGCGAGAAGGUCAUGCGCUGCUUUGCGGAGGCGGUGCGCAUGGUUGGGGAGUGGACACUGCCGGUGUGGGAGGGCAAGGCGGGGGAUGGGCCCAAGCCGCCGCCGGUGGUGAUGCUCCGCGCGCGGGAGAGUGUGCCCGUGGCUGAGGGUGUGAGUCGGGUUGACCUGCAUCGGUCGGAUCGUCUGCUGGGGUGGGGCGGCUACAGGAAGGAUCUCAUCAAGGAGAUUAUUGAUAUUCCGGGGCACCAUUACAAUGUCUUUGAUACGGAGGAUAACGUGGAUGCGGCUACUGAGGCGAUCGCGAAGGCUUGUCUGUUAGUGGAGAAGUUGGAUGCUGGCCGGGCGUUUUCGUGAGCUUGGAUUGGGGUGUUGAGAGAGUGUUCGGAUCUGGGAGGAGACUUGGAUGUUGUGGAUAGGGCUGCGCGGAGAAGCAGCCGUGUUGGGAUUUCAGGAUAGACCGUCCUUGAUAGACCGAAUGAGAGUAUACAAGUUGUCUUUGUUA